UGAAUAAUCUGCUGCUACAAAUAUUUUCAAUGUUACCUUCUUCUAAGAACCUCGAAAAAUUAUCCAAAAAAUCUGAAAGUGAUAAAAAUUUGUGGAUAAGAAUCUCCAUUGGAUGUCAAAACACAAACACAGACUCACUAUACACCAACACUCCUACCACUUGAACUACAUGGAUUUACAUGCACCGCUCCUCACCCAACCAUGCACCUCCAUUUCUCCCUCUGAGCUCCUCCACUGUCCACCUCAACAGUAUCCAUCUAGGAGAAGAUGGCUUUCUAACUGUCUGUGGACGAUCUGAAGCCUAAUCUGCUCAAAGAAAGGUGGCACUGAAGAAAAAUUGGGAAGGCUUUUAUCUGAGAAGGCCAUUUUAUUUAUUAGCAUGGGCAGACACCAAGAUGGAACAACUAUAAGCAAGGACUUGGGUCGAACAUCUCCAUUCAUGGAACCACAUCUGCACAAGAAGGACCAAGUACAUCUAAUCUCGAAUUCUGUACAGUCAAAACUUCAAUCCUGCUGUGUUGCCUGUUUGGGUAAAAACAGUUGCAGAAUUGUUCGUUCAAGAACAAAGCUUAUGAAUGUUUUGAUUGAAAGGGGGAAGCCCCAUGAAGCCCAUUCUAUUUUCAAUAGUUUAGUAGAUGAAGGACACAGACCAACUCUUAUAACCUACACAACACUUAUAGCUGCCUUGACUAAACAGAAACGUUUCAAGUCCAUUCCUUCAAUCCUCUCGAAAGUCAAAGAGAAUGGUAUGAAGCCUGAUUCAAUACUUUUCAAUUCUAUGAUCAAUGCUUUUACCGAAUCUGGUAAGGUAGAUGAUGCCAUGAAAAUCUUUAGAAAAAUGGAGGAGAAUGGAUGUAGGCCUACAACUAGCACUUUUAACACACUUAUUAAAGGAUAUGGAAUUGCUGGUAAGCCUGAAGUAUCUUCGAAAUUGCUAGAGCUUAUGUCAAAGGUUGAAUAUGCAAAACCCAAUGACAGAACAUAUAACAUUCUUGUUAGAGCCUGGUGUAAAAAGAAGAGAAUAGAUGAAGCAUGGAAUGUGGUGUAUAAGAUGGUUGCAGCCGGUAUACAACCUGAUGCUGUCACUUUCAAUACAUUAGUGAGGGCUUAUGCUGAGAAUGGGGAGACAAGUAGGGCAGAAAGGAUGAUUUUCGAGAUGCAGAACAACAAGGUGGAGCCCAAUGAGCGGACUUGUGGCAUCAUUAUAAAUGGGUAUUGUAAAGAGGGAAAUAUGACCGAUGCCUUGAGGUUUGUUUACAAAAUGAAGGAUCUUAGUGUGCACCCAAAUCUUGUUGUUUUCAACUCUCUUAUCAAGGGCUUCCUGAACAUUACAGACAGUGAUGGAGUCAAUGAGGUACUGACAUUAAUGGAAGAAUUUGGGGUCAAACCAGAUGUAAUAACAUUUAGUACCAUCAUGAAUGCGUGGAGCUCAGCAGGACUCAUGGGAAAAUGCCACGAGAUCUUCAAUGACAUGGUGAAAGCCGGCAUAGAACCUGAUAUUCAUGCAUUCAGCAUUCUUGCAAAAGGCUAUGUACGUUCUGGUGAGCCCGGGAAGGCAGAGUCACUUCUGACUUCCAUGACCAAAUCUGGUGUGCCUCCAAAUGUUGUUAUCUUCACCACCAUUAUAAGUGGUUGGUGCAGUGCAGGCAAAAUGGAGCGUGCUAUGAGGGUUUAUAACAAAAUGUGCGAAAUGGAUAUUUCCCCCAAUCUAAAAACUUUUGAGACCUUAAUGUGGGGAUAUGGAGAAGCAAAGCAGCCUUGGAAAGCAGAAGAAUUGAUGCAAAUCAUGGAAGAGAAGGGUGUUUCCCCUGAAAGAAGCAGUAUCCAGCUUGUUGCUGAUGCAUGGCGUGCUAUAGGCUUAUUGACUGAAUCCAAGAGAAUUCUAAACGAGGCAGAAGAAGAAGUGGAAGUAGCACAAAACAAUAGGAGAAAUGAGAUAACUUCGGAGAGUCUGGAGACAAUUUCUAAGAGACAACAAUUGAGAGCUUCUUAUUCUAACAUUUUGCAGGUGCCUGGAGUUUUUGUUACUGAUCAUGAUGGGUCAUCUGCCACCAGCAUAAGAAGCAAGAUGGUUUCGAAAGGAUUCGAGUUUUCAUCUGAAAACAUGCGCAAUGCUUCAACGACAUUUAUGUUUCUUUCCCAUAGAAGUGCAUUCAGAGUGCAGCCGUUGAUAAAAUGUAGGAAGCAAUUUCAAAGUCAGGUUGGGAUGCAUGGCUCGUUUGUAAAUACAUGUAAAGUGGUGUUCAUAUACUGAUGAGAAAACAUACGUGGCUGCAACGAAGCUGUCUCCUGCCUGAGAAUAUUUUGAUUUGUUCCCUGAAAUUCAGGAGUCUUGAUGAUUCUUUGCAAUUCAAAACUAGCUGUUCAUAUUUGGCAUGCAGCAUGACUAUAUACAGAUCCAAUUCCAAGUCUAUUGGAAACCAGUUGUUGGUAAUAUUGUAAUUUAGUCCAGUCAAAAAUGUAUAAUAUAUGUUGAUAAUUCAGGUUCAAACAGCAAUAUUUGUCAAUUUUCUUUAUAUAAUUUAUGAAAAUACUUCCUACUCUGGAAAAUAUAA
Messenger RNA from Ziziphus jujuba (common jujube), 2555 nucleotides. Its product is annotated as pentatricopeptide repeat-containing protein At5g25630. The coding region runs from base 380 to 2254 and encodes 624 amino acids. NCBI's taxonomy places the organism in Eukaryota, Viridiplantae, Streptophyta, Magnoliopsida, Rosales, Rhamnaceae. The transcript is spliced from 4 exons. The record is from RefSeq and is a predicted model, not a curated record. Gene Ontology annotation, molecular function: protein binding.